UUCCGUACAGCUGAACAUUCCAGAACGUAAAAACAUACUGUUGUUUCCACUUUAUUGAUUUACUAAAUAACCAAUAGACGACUACAUGGGCGUGGAUUCACGACAGCGUUUACGGGAAUUGAUGCUUGCUUGGAAGACUCACCGCCGAGACUUAGCAACUUCAUUGCACAGGAUUUAAAACCCUUAUCGAUGAUACAUGCUCAAAAACAUCAUCAUAAUAGGAUAAUAUAAGUAGCCUACACUGAUAUUGGGCCGUUCUGGAGGACAAAGUUAUUUUUUUCAGACAUUCGUGGACGGCAUAAAGUAAUAGACAUAGUGAAUGCCUCGAAACAAGGCAAUGGACAUGGGCAGGCAGCUGUUGGUAAAGAUGCAGAGGACGAGGAAGGGCAAGUUCACGCCAAUCCCUGUAUUACCACAGGGCCUCGAGGUCCACUUCUACCUGCGAGACUCUCACCAGCUGGAGUUUCUCCGGGGUUGUUACACUGCUGAGGAGCUGUGCACAGAGGCAGCCAAGAAGUGUGGCAUUUCACCUCUUUGCUUCAAUCUGUUUGCCUUGUAUGACGAGGGCAUGAACAUCUGGUACCCUCCCAAUCACACCUUCAAAAUCGAUGAGAGCACCUGCUUAAAGCUCCACUAUCGCAUGAGGUUCUACUUCACCAACUGGCAUGGUGCGAAUGACAAUGUGCCACGUGUUUGCAGACAUGCCCUCAAGAGAAAGAACGGCAAUGGGCCGAAGACCGAAUCAGGGGGUACGGCACUCCUUGAGGCUGCCUCACUGAAGUAUCUGUUCGCCCAGGGUCAGCAUGACUUCCUGAAGGGGCGGGCCGCAGUGCGUAACCCUCAGAAUGAAGAGGAGGCCCACUGUAUUGAGAAUGAGUGCCUGGGGGUGGCAGUGUUGUCUAUCACACACAAUGCCUUGGAGAAGAACAUCGUCAACCCAUAUUUAGCAGGACAGAUCAGCUAUAAGAAAUACAUCCCAGAGAGCAUGAACCAAAUCAUCAAGCAGCGGACCUUCCUGACACGACGCCGCAUCUCCCGGGUGUUUCAGCGCUUCCUUAACGAGUUCAACAACAAGACGGUGAAGAGCAACAAAGUCAACAUCCAUGACAUCAAGGUCAAAUACUUGGCUACGCUGGAGACUUUGACCUGUGGGUUCGGCUGUGAGAUGUACAAGCCUGAAGUGCUACGUGUUACUGACAGCGAAGGGGAGAUCGAAGGAACACCCACUUCCUGUAACCAGGGUCAGCCCACCCAGUACCAAGUCCUUGUGUCUGGAAAUACAGGGAUCAAGUGGCGGAAGCAACAGAAUAAUGCAUGGACUGCCAAAGAGAAGAAAAAAUCUAAAAAGUACAAAACCUACAUCAACUGGAAGAACAAACCAGCUCAAGACGUUUCGAAUGACUGGAAAACCUUCUCUGAUUUCUAUGAGAUUACACACAUCAACAUCAAGGGCUCCACAGUCACUGUCCACAAGCAGGACAACAAAAAGAUGGAACUGAGCCUGGGUUUCCAUGCAGAGGCAUUGUCUUUUGCCACCCUCGUUGAUGGAUACUUCCGUCUGACAGUGGAUGCACAUCACUUCCUGUGUACAGAUGUGGCCCCUCCCUCUGUGGUACAGAACCUGCAGGAAGGCUGUCAUGGUCCUAUCAGCAUGGACUACACCUCCCACAAGCUGCGUCAGGAGGGCAGGGAGGAGGGCAUGUAUGUGCUGCGCUGGAGCUGCAUCGACUAUGACCACAUCAUCCUGACUGUCAAAUGCAAUGAAGUGGACCAGACCGAUAGCCAUCCGUACCGUAACUUUAAGAUCGAGGUGGGGCCGGAAGGCUACGGCCUGAGUGGUACAGCCCUGAAGCAGCCCUCUCUCAGGGAGCUGAUGGAACAGCUGAUUGGCCAGAGACUUAGCACAGACGGAGUCUUCUUCCAGCUCCGCAAGGCCUGCCCUCCGCAGCCCAGAGAAAUGUCUAACCUGCUACUAGUGACAAAGAGAGAUGCGGAGCCGAUGUACCCCGUACAGAGUCAUGUCAUCUUCCACAAGAUCCUCAACGAGGACAUAGUGCAGGAGGAGCACUUGGGCUGUGGCACCAGAACUAACAUCUAUGCUGGGAAAUUUAAGAUAAAGAGUGAGGAAGAGAAGGAUGUGUGGGGUUCCCAAACCUACCACGAGGUGAAAGUGGUCCUGAAAGUGCUAGGGUCCCAACACAGAGACAUCUCUAUGACUUUCUUUGAAACGGUCAGUAUGAUGCGUCAGGUGUCCCAUCAACACAUCACUCUGCUGCACGGUGUCUGUGUUCGCAACCAUGACAAUAUCAUUGUGGAGGAGCAUGUGACGCUGGGUCCUCUGGAUGUGUUCAUGCGGGGACAUCGUCUUGAACUCAGCGCCUCCUGGAAGUACCAGGUGGCCAAACAACUGACCGGCGCCCUCAGCUACCUGGAGGAUAAGAAGCUGGUCCAUGGCUAUGUGUGUGCUAAGAACGUCCUAGUGGAGCGGGAUGGCCUAGAGGGAGAGACUGGGCCCUUCAUCAAACUGAGUAGCCCUGGGGUCUCCAUCUCCACACUCAACAUACAAGAGUGUGUGGAGAGGAUCCCAUGGAUCGCCCCAGAGUGUGUGAGGAACAGCCAGGCCCUGAGUGUUGCGGUGGAUAAGUGGGGAUUUGGCACCACACUGUGGGAGAUCUGCUAUGAGGGAGUUGCUCCUCUCAAGGACAAGAAACUCAUAGAGAAGGAGAUGUUUUACUCAGCCCAGUGUUCCCUGGUGACCCCAGACUGCCCUCAGCUGGCUGAGCUCAUCACCAAGUGCAUGAACUACGACCCCAAGAGGAGGCCCUUCUUCAGGGCCAUUGUCAGGGACCUCACCGGGGUGGCCGAGCAGAACCCAGUCCUGCCACCUGGUAGGAUGCCCAUCCAGGAAGUGGACCCCACUGUGUUUGAUACGAGGUUCCUCAGGAAAAUUGAUAACCUGGGAGAGGGUCACUUUGGUAAGGUGGAGCUGUGUCAGUAUGACCCCCAUGGGGACGGCCGAGGGGAGCUGGUGGCGGUCAAGUCUCUGAAGCCAAACAGCAAAGGCCAGCUGCCCUGCCACCUGAGAAGAGAGAUAGAUACCAUGAGAGAACUGUACCACCACAACAUUGUCAAAUACAAAGGAGUGUGUAGCGAGGAGGGUGGGAGGACCACUAAGCUGAUUAUGGAGUACCUGCCAGCGGGGAGCCUGAAGGACUACCUUCCCAAAAGAAAACACCAGACUGACCUCAAGAGACUUCUCAACUACGCCCUCCAGAUCUGCCAGGGAAUGGAUUACUUGGGAUCCCAGCGGUUCAUCCACCGGGAUUUGGCGGCCAGGAACGUUCUGGUGGAGAACGAGAGCACAGUGAAGAUCGCAGACUUUGGCCUGACCAAGAGCAUGAAGGAGGACAAGAGUUACUACACUGUCAAAGAGGACACCGAAAGCCCUGUGUUCUGGUAUGCUCCUGAGUGCCUGGUGGGCUCUAAGUUCUACCCUGCGUCUGACGUGUGGUCUUUCGGAGUGACCCUCUAUGAGCUGAUGACCUAUUGCGAGUCAAGCAGCAGUCCUGAGCCGGUAUUUUUGAAGUUGCUUAGUCCAAGCGAGGGUAAGAUGACUCUCACCCGAUUGGUGGAAUUUCUGAUAGACGGCAAGAGGCUGCCAUGUCCACCUCGCUGCCCAGACACGGUGUACUUUCUGAUGAGGAGGUGUUGGGAGUUUGACCCGGCGAACAGGAUCCAGUUCAAAUGCUUGAUCACAGAGCUGGAGACGCUGCUGGACGAGAGGCACAGAGGAGAUAGACUGGCUGUCUGAACUGCUAGAGGUCACACAUAGAUGGAAAUAUACAAUAAUAUAAUAUACACUGAGUAUACCAAAACAUUAGGAACACCUUCCUACUAUUGAGUUGCUCCCCCCACCCCCUUUUAGCCCUCAGAACAGCAUCAAUUCGUCAGGGCAUGGACCCUGCAAGGUGCCGAAAGCGUUCCACAGGGAUGCUGGCCUAUGUUGACUCCAAUGCUUCCCAAAGUUGUGUCAAGUUGUGUGGAUGUCCUUUGGGUGGUGGAUCAUUCUUGAUACACCCGGAAACAGGUUCUGCUUGAAAAACCCAGCGUUGCAGUUCUUGACACAAACCGGUGGGCCUGGCACCUACUACCAUACACCGUUCAAAGGCACUUACAUUUCUUGCACAUCACCCUACGAAUGGCACACAUACCCAAUCCAUGUCUCAAGGCUUAAAAAUCAUUAUUUAACCUUUCUCCUUCCUUUCAUCUACACUGUUUGAAGGGGAUUUAACAAGUGACAUCAGUAAGGGAUCAUAGCUUUCACCUGGAUUCACCUGGUCAGUCUGUCGUGGAAAGAGCAGCUGUUCUUAAUGUUUUGAACACACAGUGUGUAUGCCAUUUAGCAAACGCAUCUGUCCAAAUAGAUGGAUGGAUGGAUGAAAAGGCAGACAGGCUGACAGACAGUCUAAUGUCAGUUAACAGAAACAGACAGACGCAUGUUAGCACAGACAGACUGACAUUGACUACUACAGACAUAAAAAUAGACGUAAUCUAGCACAGACAAACCGAUCAACAUACACAUGCACCGACAGACCAACGCACAGAAAGACGUUAACCAUCACUGACAGACAGAAAGACGCACAGAAGGACAAAAGCUACAUUUCUUUACAAUACAGAAACACAUUGGCUUGAUGUUUUUACUUUUCCACAUACUGUACAUCUUCAUUAACUCAAAUGUAUUCUGACCUUCAAAUGCAUGCUGCUGUCAUUCACUAUGUUCUUUAGUACAGUAUUUGUUCCUUUCUUUUUACAAGCUUGAUACACAUUGUAAGUUAAAUAGGACCCUUUUGGAUAACUGAGUUAGUUCAUUUUGUAAGGGUGAAAGACAUUGAGGCGGUAAUUUGCGUUAGCCGACAAACAGAACUUUUUUUUUAGCCGGUGUCAGAGGUGUAACCAAUGAUGUAUAUAAACCCUGGGUUGCUGAUGCUAUGCAUUGGCCAAUUAGAGGCUUUGAAGCCACCGGUUGGGUAUAUUGGCACUCCCCAGAAGAAGCAGUCCUCCAUAGGAAUUCUAUAGUAUUUCAAUUAAUUGUUUCAAGGACAAAAUUGCAUGUAUUUAAGUACUUUUCUUGUUGUAUCGGGGACAUUAACAUUUGUAUGUUUAGCUCAGAUAAUAUACUUAAAGUAUGCAUCAACUUGUCUGUAAUAGAAUAAAUGUGGCAACACAUUUA
Oncorhynchus tshawytscha (Chinook salmon) is the source of this 5230-nucleotide messenger RNA. RefSeq names its product tyrosine-protein kinase JAK1. The coding region runs from base 320 to 3811 and encodes 1163 amino acids. NCBI's taxonomy places the organism in Eukaryota, Metazoa, Chordata, Actinopteri, Salmoniformes, Salmonidae. Gene Ontology annotation, cellular component: cytosol; membrane; cytoskeleton. Gene Ontology annotation, biological process: cytokine-mediated signaling pathway; intracellular signal transduction; tyrosine phosphorylation of STAT protein. The record is from RefSeq and is a predicted model, not a curated record. The transcript is spliced from 25 exons. Gene Ontology annotation, molecular function: cytokine receptor binding; non-membrane spanning protein tyrosine kinase activity; ATP binding.